AUGGCUACUGGAUCCGUCUCUGUAUGGUGGGAUGUUGAAGGUUGUCCCAUUCCCAGGGACCUUUCCCCAGAAGAUGUCAUUGAGAACGUCAACAGAUUCCUUGAGAUGAAAGGGAUUUACGAGGCUUGGAGCAUGAACAUCUUCAGCAGCGAUUUCCGUGUGAAUCUGGCGAGCAGCCUUGUCCCUAACGUGAAGCUCCAUCAGUAUCCUCCAGGUGAAGCAAGGAUUCACGAGGCUAUCCUCUUCUGGGCUCUAGAUGCACGUCCGCCGGCAACUGUUCUUCUCGCAGCAGGUCUAAAGCCUGACCUUUCCCGCGUUUUGAUGGGCCUGCAGCACCGGGGUUUCCGUGUUAUCCACGCUUACCCAUCAGCCGUCAGUGUUGAAUCUCCUAAAAAAUCCAGUUCCAAACCUCAAAAUAGAGCAGAUUUACCGGAGGUGGAAACUGUGGACUGGGAAUAUGUCUCCGGGGGAUUUUCGUCGCCUGACAAGCUUAGCCUGUCAAAACAUCCUUUGACCGACGUGACACCACGGAAAUUGCUCCAAUACGUCAUGCAGUCACUGGAGUACGACAAGCUCCUACCUAGCGACUUCAACGUCCAAGCACGGCUUCGCUAUGUCAUGGCCAAGCAAGGCCUCAAGGACAUCCCUGGGUGGUCGUCGUGGAAAUUUGUUGAGAGGGCUCUUGCAGCUGGGGAAAUUAGGGUCAUGUACCAUGCAGCAGAGACUUUGAAGAUAGAAGGUCCUCAGGAGCUAAGGCAGCUGGUGAUGGGGCAGCUGAUCCAUGUGGUGCAGCUCUCAGUCACCCUCCGAGGCUGGCUGAAACCUCACCCCACCAAGUGGACUCCUGUGCAAGUGACUGCUCACGAUUCUCCUCUUCUGCAACCUGGGGCCCUUCUGUUGCGAAAAUCUCUCUCAAUGGCACGAGUCUCUUCAACAAAGACCUCAGGCUACAGUGCUGCGAUUGGAGAUAACAAUGCAUGGUCUCAACCUGAAUCCAGCAGUCGACGGACGGGAGCUGAAGCCAGCAGUGUGGGAGCAAGUGCUCGUCCAGGCCGUGUUAUUGCUUCUGCCUUACCAACAAGGCUGAGCCCGGCAGCAUUUGCCGCCAUCGUUUCGAGGCCAGGCUUCCCCUUGCGAAACUUGCUGGGAAGAGAGCUGGCUGAAGUUAAGCCAGAGAGCCCUCAUGCUGGAAGUCCAAGGCUCAGACAAGGCACAGAACAUGGGGAAGAAGAGGACAUUCAAGGAGCAUGGGAGCAGGGGAGGGAGCGUGGGAGGGCGCAGCAGUGGGAGCAGAGGCAUGGCGCCAGUGGCAUGGGUGAGCGGGAGGUGCCAGUGGUGCCGGUGAAGCCAUGGGAUGAUAUUCUCAAGGUGCCUGCAUCCCCUUUUGAGGGAGCGACGGGCGAGGAGCGUAGUGCCACCUGGGAAGAAGAACGACCCAGAGGCAGCUGGAGAAGCACCCCAAGGUCAGCAGCAACAUCAGCAGCAGCAGCGGAUUUACUUGAGUCGCCUGUCAGCUCUCCUUCCCCCAUGUCAUGGCGCCGCAGGCAGAAGCUCCAGGAGUUCCGUGAAUUCGCUGCCAGGGUGCUGCUAAGCCAGCCGCAUGGGAUUCAGUUGGAUCAGCUGCAGAGGGAGUGUGCGCGGAAGAUGCCCCGAGGAUUUAACUCUGAGGCGCUGGGAUACGCAAGUCUGAGGGACGUGCUGGAGAGCAUGAAGGAUCUGGCACGGCUGGAGGCGUUCCCUGGAGGGUUUGUGCUGGUCUUCGCCUCUGAUGAGCUGAAAGGCGCGAACUUAGAGGGGUGUUCCUCGCCUCUCGCCAUGGCUGUUCCUGCAUUACCCUCCGCUGCCACAUUGGCCGCUUCCUCCGAUCCUGUGUCUGCUGCGCUUCCUUCUCCAAGUCUUGGAGUUUCCUUUCGUCCACUCUUUUCUGCUGGUGGUACUGAUGAUGCUGCACCUAGUGGCAGCACACCCAGCAGUGCUCUUCACCUGUCUGCUCCCACUACUCCACGUGCCUCACCUCCCCCUGUCCCCAAGCCACGACCUGAAGGCUAUCGCCGCUUCGACACCAGCUGGGGCGGUGAAUCCUCAUCACCGUUCUCCCCACGCUCCUCUCCACACUCCUCUUCCCUUCGCUACAGAGAGCCACCCUCGUCAGAUAGUAAAUUCGCAAAGGAGCGUGCCCUGGGGCCGUCAUUCUCAUCACCACUGAGCCCUUUCACAAGCCUGCCCUCGCCUCGUUCACUCGAUGCAUCCCCAUCUUCCCGACCCCCCGGGGCAUUCAAAGUGCAGCAGAGGGGGGCAACUGGGCUUGGAGAGGAGGAGCAGUUUGGGAGCAAGGGAGGGAACCAGCUGUGGGACGAGGGUAUGGGUUGCGGCGAAGGCAAACGUGGGGGCGUGGGUGGUGGGUUGAGGGAGGGAAGUCUUGCGUUGGGGUCUCCUUCUGGCAGCAGGUGGCGUUCUGAGGGAAGGUGGAGGGAGGUGAGGGAAGUGAGAGAAGUUCGUGAGGUGAGGGAAGUGGAAGAGGUGCAAGAAGGUGUGAGGGAUGAGGUAAUCAAGGGUAAGCAUGAAGGAUCUGGAGCUGUUCACCGUGAAGCAGGGCCUUUUAUGCGGCCAGCCUCGUUCUCCUCUGAUGCCCCAGAUCCAUCAGCCAUCUUUAAAACCCCAUCUUCUGUGUCAGAUGCAGGUGUAUCAACGCUGCGCAGCAGGGCAGUGCCACCGACGCGCCUUGAGCUUCCACUAGCAACCGUCGCAGCAGAAAACGUGACAGAAGGCAGCAAGGGUAACCUCACAGAGAGCAGCAGGUUGGCAAAAGCAACAGGGCCUGCAAAAGGCAGGGUGGCAGAUGGGGGGAAGGCCAGAGCGAGUCACAAGGCAGAGCUUAUGAGGAGUGAUCUGAGGCAACUGCUGCAGGAGGUGCUGUCGAAGCCAGGGGUCCACAAGACAGGGUACCAGCUUGCUUUCCUCAAGGGCGCUUUUCUUCAGAAGUAUGCAUACCCCCUGGAUCACACUGUGCUGGGCUAUCCCAAGCUGAAGGCACUGUUGCUGAGCAUGGAGGAUGUUGUCCAUGUCGCGGCUGCUCCUGGGGGACAUGGAGUGCUCUUUCCUGCCAAAUCUGCUAAACCUCUCCAAUCUCCUGCAGCAGCAUCGCCAUUUGCAUUGCUGCCAUCAUCAGCAUUGUCGGUAGUUUCAGCAGCAGCAGCAACAGCAGCAGCGGCGGCGGCGGCGGCAGCAGCAGCGUCAGCAUCAUCAAGGAGGGCCCACGGGAAGGCGUCAGAAGCAGGGGUGCAGACUGCUGAGGUGUCAGUGAAGGAGGUGGUGAAAGCUGCCACGCACUGGCAGGUGAAGGCGCAGCAUGGGGGCAAGGCGAAAGAGGCUGCUGCACCCUUAGCUGCAUCUACAGCAGCACCCUCCCCUACUGUACCUAUGUCAGACCCCCCGCAGGUAAGUUUCCCUGAAGACGAGCUCCCUGUGUCAGCUCUUGACCCUCAAAGCCCGGUGCAUGAGCAACCCAUGGAGGUAUCGCCUGUUGUGGAAGAGGGCACAGCAGAAGGGGAUGAAGGGUCUCCAGAGGUUGCCGCUCUCGUUUUGGCUAGUUUAGAAAGCAAGCGAGGGGAUUCUGCCCAUAUGACACCUCAUGCUGAUGAGGGUGACGUUGAUGCAAGAGAAAGGGCGAUGGAGGCUGUCUCUCCAGACACAGCAGCGCGGCUCGUCACGUGCACCAAUGCUGCCAAAUCACCCGAACCUGGCGCGCGAGAGAGCAUUCAGAGCAUGUGGGACGAAGAGCUCAGCCGCGCGAAGUGCGCCGUGCAUGGCGGAGACAGUCAGGGAAGGGACGACGGGUGCGCCCCGGCACUGACGGAGCUUGACGGAGGGCGGGCCUCCGGGGAUGCUUCGGCUGGUCGAGGUGGCAGUGUGGGAGUGCCACGUGGCGUUCAGCAGCUGUUGAACGAGGCGUUUUCGGCCAUCCCGGUCUCUUCCUUCCCGCUUUCGCCAGGCGGAGAAGUCGUCGAGAUCGCAUCUGACGCGUCCAUUCUCGAAGCCGUGCGCAUCCUGUCCGUCCAUUGCAUUCUUUCUGCUCCUGUCCGCAACGCCAGGCUAACAGGCACAGCUUCGGGGGCAGGGCCUGGUGGGGCGAGAGAGGGAGGAGGAGGAGCUGGAGGGGCAGGAUUAGGGUUAGGAUCCGACGUGGCGUGGUCUGAUCGGUACCUAGGGAUGGUAGACUACGCAGGUGUCAUGAUGUGGGUGUUGCAGCAGGCUGACCUGGCAGCUGCCACGCUGGCAGCAGGCACCGCAACGAUGACAGGUGUCGGCGUGGGAGCGGUGGGGGCGCUAGGAGCAGCAGCAUUGGGGGUGGGAGGUGCACCGCUGGCAGUGACUGGCGUGGCAGCAGCAGCGGUGGGCGCAGCGGUGGCAGGGGGGGUUGAGAGAGAGGAGGAACCGUUUAAGUCAGCUACCGUGGCUGACAUCACACGCAGCUACCGCUGGGCGCCAUUCCUCCCGCUGCAGCCCACCGACUCAAUGCUCACGCUGCUGCUGCUGCUCUCACGCUUCCGCAUGCGCUCUGUGCCAGUUGUCGCCCUCGGAUUGGCCCCUCCGGCCCCUCGCCUGCACAACCUGAUCACACAGUCAGCCGUGGUUCGUGGCCUUGCCAGGUGUCGUGGGUUUGACUGGUUCGAUGUGAUUGCAGACAAGCCUCUUAUGACUCUUGGCCUGCCACUUGUGGGGGAGGAGGAGGUGGUGUCAGUGGAUGCGGGUGCAUUGGUGCUGGAGGCGUUUCUUCUCAUGAAGGAGAAAGGGGCGGGGGGCGUGCCGGUAACCGACGGUCCAGAUCGCAUCCUGUAUGCCAACAUCAGUGCAAGGGACGUGGGACUUCUCCUUCUGCACCCAGACAUGUUCCACUCUAGGAGUCCCAGUCACACCACACCCUUGAGAACAUUUUCCCUCCGUCCACUCUCCCCCAGCCCUCACUCUGCUCUCCCACCGCUUUGGAGAGCUCUCAAGCACCACCAUAAUUCUCCCUCCUUCCCUCUCCCCCACCCUCCCCCCCCCUACCCUCCUUCCCCCUACCCUCCCAUUCCCAGCCACUUGACCGUGCGGGACUUUGUCGAUCGCUGCCUUGCCCUGCAAGCAGCCGACCUGCAUGUCCCACCUGCUUCCUCCCUCACAGCCAACGUCCCUGCCACCACCAACACCACUCCCACCCCUACGGAUGCCACAGCGGAUGUCAGCAGCACCAGCAUUACCUCCACCAUACCACCUGCCAGCACCGCCGGGGGCGCCAUUGGCAAAGCGGGCAGCAAUGCCAGUGACAGUGCCAGCAGCGACUGCUAUGGUUUAGUGGGGUCGAUGCGGCCAGCUGUUUCCUGCCGGCGCACAGACAGUCUGGUGUCAGUGAUAGAGACGCUGGCAGGGAAGGGCAUUCACCGAGUGUAUGUUACCGACGACCAUGACCGGCUGCAGGGCGUGGUUACGUUACGUGAUAUUAUUUCGAGGUUUGUUAAGGAGCCGGAAGGGUAUUUUGAUAACUUCCUUGGCGAUAUGGCCCGAGCCUGGGAGUAA
Molecule: messenger RNA, 5556 nt
Organism: Closterium sp. Yama58-4
Lineage: Eukaryota; Viridiplantae; Streptophyta; Zygnematophyceae; Desmidiales; Closteriaceae
Source: the annotation of a GenBank genome assembly